AUGGUGUUGCGUGAAUUGGAAUAUGACAUUUAUGUGGUGCUUGAAGAACACGAUUCAAAUUUUUCAAAGUUGAAUGAAGAACAGAAGUCAAUCUAUAAUAGGAUUAUACAUUGUGUUACUAACAAGGAACAUGGGUUGUUUCUCAUUUAUGGGUUUGGUGGGAUUGGAAAAAUUUUUUUGUAUAGACUCUUAUCUACCAAAUUGCGUUCUCAAAGAAAAAUUGUUAUUAAUAUUGUUUCAAGUGGAGUUGCUUCAUUAUUGUUACCUGGUGGUAAGACAGCUCAUUCUAUGUUUUGUAUCCCACUUGAAUUGAAUGAAGAUACUAUUUGUAGAAUUCCGAAAGAUAGUCCUAAGGCUGAUUUAAUUCGGCUUGCUGAGCUGAUUAUUUGGGAUGAAGCUCCAAUGACUAACAAGCUGGCAUUUGAAGCUUUAGACAGAAGUUUUCAAGACAUAAUAACGUCGAUUUCGGUGUCUUACAAAGAUCUACCUUUUGGAAGAAAAAUAAUUGUUCUUGGAGAUGAUUUUCGACAGAUUUUGCCUGUUAUUCCUAAAGCUUCUUGUGCUGAGAUAGUUAUGGCAUCAAUCAAUUCUUUGGAAGCACUUUGA
Arachis duranensis is the source of this 606-nucleotide messenger RNA. RefSeq lists its product as uncharacterized. Lineage: Eukaryota; Viridiplantae; Streptophyta; Magnoliopsida; Fabales; Fabaceae. The transcript has a single exon. The coding region runs from base 1 to 606 and encodes 201 amino acids. Gene Ontology annotation, biological process: DNA repair; telomere maintenance. The record is from RefSeq and is a predicted model, not a curated record. Gene Ontology annotation, molecular function: DNA helicase activity.